Perca fluviatilis (European perch) is the source of this 1358-nucleotide messenger RNA. RefSeq names its product talin-2-like. Gene Ontology annotation, molecular function: integrin binding; actin binding. Lineage: Eukaryota; Metazoa; Chordata; Actinopteri; Perciformes; Percidae. Gene Ontology annotation, cellular component: plasma membrane; focal adhesion. The annotation marks the transcript as partial. The transcript is spliced from 4 exons. The record is from RefSeq and is a predicted model, not a curated record. Gene Ontology annotation, biological process: cell-cell adhesion.
CCCCUUCAGCAAGCUGACGAGACGCUGAACUUCGAGGAGCAGAUCCUAGAGGCAGCCAAGUCCAUCGCUGCAGCCACCAGCGCUUUGGUCAAAUCAGCCUCGGCUGCCCAGAGAGAGCUGGUGGCUCAGGGCAAAGUGGGCCUCAUCCCUGCCAACGCUGUGGACGAUGGACAGUGGUCCCAGGGGCUCAUCUCAGCUGCACGUAUGGUGGCAGCAGCGACCAGCAACCUGUGUGAGGCAGCCAACGCCUCGGUGCAAGGCCAUGCAAGCGAGGAGAAGCUCAUCUCUUCAGCCAAACAGGUGGCGGCCUCCACCGCCCAGCUGCUGGUGGCCUGUAAGGUGAAGGCUGACCAGGACUCUGAGGCCAUGAGGAGACUACAGAUUGCUGGGAAUGCAGUAAAGAAGGCUUCAGACAAUUUGGUGCGGGCCGCUCAGAAGGCAGCGUUUGACAAAGCAGAUGAAGACAACGUGGUGGUCAAGACCAAGUUUGUGGGUGGAAUAGCACAGAUCAUUGCAGCCCAGGAAGAGAUGCUGAGAAAGGAGAGAGAGCUGGAAGAAGCCAGGAAGAAACUGGCUCAGAUCAGGCAGCAGCAGUACAAGUUCCUGCCCAGUGAACUACGAGAGGACAACAACUAAAUAUUCAAACUCACAUCUGCAUACGCUUGAAGCAGUGUGAAGAGCACAUCUGGGUUUGUGUCCCUUUUUUUUUACUGGCACACUUGAACAGGUAUGUGGCCAGCAGCGACUUCAGAUGUGUUGUGACUGAUCUAACAAACCAGAAAUGCUCAAGUCUGCAGUGAGUCUAAUUCACAUGGAAAUAUCUCAAAGUCAUCUACUUGCAAGUUUGAAAUACUACUGUAUGGAACUGACUACUUUCACAAAAAACUAACAUAAAGAUUGUGGUGAUUCAACUGAAGAACUGCCUUUUUUUUCCUCAUAUAUAGCAUAACUGAUCCAAUCUGAACCAGAAUGUGACAUGCUCGGGACAAACUGCACAGCUAACAUGCUCUCAUGUUUGCCCAUAAGCUACAGUUUCUUUUUCUUGUCUUUUUAUUUUUUACAAAUUGCAGCUCUAGUUCAUAAACUUCUAAGAUGAAGAAUUGAUUGUAUUGCCGUUCAUGUGAUCUAGCCGUUAAACUGCAGCGCCACCCGGACAGCAAAAAGAUUUCAGCUCGGUACUCUGAUAUUGUAUGAAUGUUGGCCUUCAUGCUCCAAUUUGGCACCUUAAUAUCUGUUUAAAUCAUGUGGUGUGUCUUGACUUAAAUUCAGUGGUCACUAACCCAAAGGAAGGUAAGAUGCAUAUUGGUGUUUAUCGGACCAUACUGUAAAAUUAAAGAAUGGACCGUUGUCUUUUGGAA